AUGGGCGCUCGCAGGGAGACGUUCCGUUGGGGAGAUGCGGAGGAGGAAGAGGAGGGAUUAGAUUCCGUCCUCCCGCCGACGCAGGUGAUCGGACCCGACGAGAAGGGAAUAAAGAUCGUUAUCGAGUGGCGUCUUAACGAGGAGGGUCAGCGCGUUAAGGUGACGAAGAAAAUCCGCGUUAAGAAGCAACUCAAGAAGCUAAAGCCCGAGGUUAUUCGUCGCCGCAGCCUCAAGAAAUUCGGCGAUGCGGUCGGGCAGGUCGGCUCCGACAACUUCACCAUGGUCUCCACAGAGGAGAUUUUCCUCGAGCGACCGAACCAGGCGCAGGCGAAGCAGGACGAGCAGGCGAAGCCCUCGGGCGACCUGGCGGCGAUCGGCAGCGCGUCGCUCAUGGUGUGUCGCAUCUGCGGCAAGAAAGGCGAUCACUGGACCUCCAAGUGCCCCUUCAAAGACCUUGCCGCGGCCCGCGGGCUCGCCGUCGGGGAGAAGUUCGACGAGGACGGCGCCGCGCCAGCGGCGGCCGCGCCGUCGGGGAAGACGUCCUACGUCCCGCCGUCGCUGCGCGCGGGCGGCGCGGCGUCGCGCGCGGGCGAGGACAGCGGCGGGAGGCGCGGAGGCGGCAGGGAUGAUAGCAACUCGGUGCGCGUUACGAAUCUGUCGGAGGACACGCGCGAGCAGGACCUGCAGGAGCUGUUCGGGCCGUUCGGACCCAUCUCGCGCAUCUACGUGGCGUUCGACCGCGAGACGGGGCUCAGCAGGGGGUUCGCGUUCAUCAACUUCAUCAACAGGGAAGAUGCUGUGCGGGCAAUCAACAAGCUCGAUGGUUACGCUUCAGGCGCCGAUGCGUUCGCACGCAAGGGCGGCGCGAAGGGGAGCUCGAAAGGAAGCUCCAACACACUGUCGCUCUCUGACGCGGUAAAAGCCUCAGAAAAGGCUAAGGGCGCCGUCUCAUACAGCCAGGACCUCGUGACGCAGCUCACGUCCAAGGCCACUGACGCGAUUGCCGCCUCCGCAGCCAAGGAAACCGAGGAGGACACUGCUCUUGCCAAUUACGACACCGCUGCCGACACCUUCGCAACGUCCGUCUCGGACCUUCCCAAGGCCAACUUCCAGGCCGAUCGUAAGAAGGCCCUUCAGGCGCGCCUCGCGGAGAAGCUCAAGGCCGCGAGUGCACGGACGGUGACUGCGAACAAAUACAAGGACGCGGUGGUCGCAUUGGAUGCCCAAGUUAUCGCUGCUGCUGGCGCUGCUAGCACGGGCUCCACCGCCGCCGCUGACGCUCUCACCGCCGCUCUUGACGCCGUCGAUGCCGCGAAUGCUGCGGCUAAGAGUGACCCCAGCCAGGCGACUCGCGCGGCAGCCGCAGAGAAGGCCGUCGCAGUGGCCGUCGCACAGAAGGUCGCGAGCGGGUGGGAAGUGCACAUGGCGACGCUGACGAGCCUCCAGACGGCGUCCGCCGAUCUUAACACCGCAGCGACGACGGCUGCCGACGAUGCGGCGACGGAGGAAGGCAACAUCAAGACGGCAAAGGAGACGGCCGACGCGGAUCUCGCGACUGCCGUUUCGGAUGCAGCGACGGCGCAGCAGGCGUACGACGCGGCGAAGCAAGCGCUCGACGCGGCGGGCGCCGCCCUGGCUCAGGUUCGCGCGGCAGUGAACAAGGCGCGCGCGACUCAGGUGGACAAGGUCAAGGCGAUGAGGGACGCCGUGACGGGACUGUACACGAAAAUCCUCGCGAACAUCGAUGCGUCGAAAACGUGGGUGGAUGUUACCACCGCGGCGACGCUCGCCGGGCAGAAGGACUGGGAGAACCGCGCGUCUGGCAAGGCUGCCCAAGAUCCCAAGGCUCUCAGCAACAUGGACAGCAUCGUCAAGGGCUCUGAGAAGGGCCCCAGUGCCGGUGACUCCAGCAGUGGAGCUGUGUAA
Closterium sp. Yama58-4 is the source of this 1926-nucleotide messenger RNA. The record is from the annotation of a GenBank genome assembly. NCBI's taxonomy places the organism in Eukaryota, Viridiplantae, Streptophyta, Zygnematophyceae, Desmidiales, Closteriaceae.